This is a messenger RNA of Cucumis melo (muskmelon), 1012 nucleotides long. RefSeq lists its product as uncharacterized. Bases 95 to 793 code for a protein of 232 amino acids. The record is from RefSeq and is a predicted model, not a curated record. Gene Ontology annotation, molecular function: protein binding. The transcript has 7 exons. Lineage: Eukaryota; Viridiplantae; Streptophyta; Magnoliopsida; Cucurbitales; Cucurbitaceae.
GUCCCUCUCAGAUUCUGAUGAGAGAAGAAGAAAGUUCCCCUCUCGGUGAAGACGAAGACGAAGACGAAGACGUGGCGAAAUCUUUGGCUGUGUCAUGGCGGAGAUCGUUGAGGAUUCCAAUUUCAAUCGGAACAUCAGUAAUCGCAAUCCUCCACAAGACACAGUCGAAGUCAUUGUUCGAACCAUCGGCCCAACGCGCCCCUCUCGCCUUCUCACCCCUUCCACGAUCAAGGUGUGCGAUUUGCGAAAGCUGGUUGCAGAGAGUAGCCGAUUACCGAUUGGGAAUUUGAAGCUUAUUUUACGGGGAAAAAUUUUGGAUGACUGUAAAAAUGAAGAUGAUGUAUAUGUGCGGCUCAAUCAUGGCGAUUCAUUGACUGUUGCUGUGAAGCCAAAGCCUCCAGCAGAACAUCUUCGUGAUGAAUUUGAUGAAGAUGAGGAUGACCUGAAGUUUAGGCUUCCAGAGUCUUCAAGUCGUUUGAAGAAGAAAGUCUACACUUUUCUACGUGAGAAGUUGAAGUUUCCUGAUAUCCUUUUGAUGGUGGUUUUCUCUCUCAGUCUGAAGGGUUGGGCUGCUAUUCUCCUCUGGUUUAUCAUGGCACCUGUUGCCCAUAGCUGGGACCUUGGACCUUUAUAUAUACUUGGAACUGGUUUUUGCAUCAUUCUACUAAAUCUUGGACAUCGACGAUCUGGGGAAAUGAGUGCAUAUUCCAUCUUCAAUGAAGGUUUCAGAGAGCUUCCAGGGACACUGAAUGCCGAUCGUCUCGAUAGAGAUGUUCGGCUGGGUCAGUUCUGAUCACCUUAAUAUUUUAAUGUACUUGAAACAGACAAAAGAUUCCUGAGAAAGUUGUUGUGUUUUCUUCAUUCAUGUGUAUAAAAACCUCCGUAUAUCUUCAGUAGUAAUAGAUGACUCUCUCUCUCUUUGUUCUCUUUCUAACAUGAUUGAUUGGACGUAAUGUGAGACUGAUAGAUAUCAAGAAAUCGUGGAAGGCAAGUUGGCGUUUGUGUUGUGUUA